This is a messenger RNA of Entrophospora candida, 186 nucleotides long. Lineage: Eukaryota; Fungi; Glomeromycota; Glomeromycetes; Entrophosporales; Entrophosporaceae. The record is from the annotation of a GenBank genome assembly.
AUUGAAGAGUAUAGAAUCAGGUUAUCAUUGACCACAACAAAUUCUCCAUGGAUAUCUUUGGCAUUAUCUUCUUCCUUGUCAACUUUCUCUUCACAAGCACGUUUGAUAUUGUCUUCCUCUAUUUAUCAACAGCAACAACGGAAGAAACAGGUAGAAUUGAUAAAAGAUCCUGAUUAUAAUGAUUAG